CUAAAUAUUUUCCUCUAUCUUCGGAGCACAAACUGAGCUUUGGUUUCGUAUUACCAUUUUCUGGUUCUGACUUGGUCGCAACAUUAUGCGAGCGUCUUUCUCUCCUACAGUUUUGGUCCUAAUCCUACAAUUAUAAAUAUCCUUUGCUUCUUCCAAACACCUUCUUCUUCUUCUUCUUCUUCUUCUUCUUCUUCUUCUUCUAUCCAUUCUCUUCUCCACACGCUUCACAACUUCUCUUCUUCUGAAUCUGCAUCUGCAUCUUCUUUCUGUUGGAUUUUUAGAUCAAGGGCUAUAAUAUCCACUAUGCAUUCUGGUGCAAGUUAGGUUUGCAUUAGAAAGAACUGAGAUUUACAUUUUUAACCCUGCAGAUUGAACUUUUUCUCUCCCUUUAAAUUGGUAUAACUUAAAUAUCCUUGAAGAAAAUGGAAGUUACAGGUGGCUAAGUCUUGGCAACGUCUAUGGCCUACUCUGGUAUCUGGGCAACGUGUGAGGGAGGAUACAACUUAGGCAGUUUAAGAAACAGUUUGCAGAAAACAAGCAAGAAGAAUCACUGUGGGAGCAGAACAACUGUUAUGGAAUUUGAAUCAGACUGGACAAAGCAUAGAAAAUCAUCUGCUCAUACUGCUCAAGUGAUUCGUUCUGCAACAUCGUUCAUGCCUUGGUCUUGUAGAAUCCCGAUUGGUGAAGGAUUUUAUGAAUUUCUUUAGUUAUAUGCUUCUCAGUAACACAUUUUCACAUUAUUUGGUUGAUAGAUCUCAAAUAAAGUUCUCUACAUCCUCAUAAUUGUUGGUUUAAAAAAUGCCUGGUUUUACUGUUGGAAAGAAGAGAUUUAUCCAGCCAAAUAUGUGUUUCACCAAUUUGAUCAAUCAAGAUAAAUCAACUCUUUCACAAAACAAUCAUUGUUUAUUCCCUGAGGCACUGAAUAAAGAUUAUAGCCCCAUUCUACCUGGGCUGCCUGAUGAUGUGGCUGAGUAUUGUCUUGCACUCGUGCCUCGUUCCAACUUCCCUGCUAUGGGUGGUGUUUGUAAGAUAUGGAGGUCGUUUAUUCAAAGCAAAGAAUUUGCUACUGUGCGAAAAUUGGCUGGGAUGCUUGAGGAAUGGCUGUAUUUCUUAACAACGGACUGUGAAGGAAAGGAAAGUUAUUGGGAGGUUAUGGAUUGUCUUGGUCAUAAAUGCCGAUCGCUUCCACCAAUGCCUGGUCCAGGAAAGGCUGGGUUCCAAGUGGUGGUUCUUAAUGGAAAGCUUCUUGUCAUGGCUGGUUAUUCAGUUAUUGAAGGAACUGCCUUUGCCUCAGCAGAGGUUUACCAAUAUGAUUCUUGCCUCAACAGCUGGAGCAGAUUGUCAGACAUGAAUGUGUCUCGUUAUGACUUCGCUUGUGCUGAAGUCAAUGGUUUGGUUUAUGCUGUGGGAGGCUAUGGGGUGAAUGGUGACAGUCUCUCCAGUGCUGAGGUGUAUGAUCCAGAUACCGACAAGUGGGCACUGAUAGAGAGCCUUCGCCGCCCAAGAUGGGGUUGUUUUGCUUGUGGAUUUGAGGGUAAGCUCUAUGUGAUGGGUGGAAGGUCAAGCUUUACUAUUGGAAACUCCAAGUUUGUUGAUAUAUAUAACCCCGAGAGACAUAGCUGGUGUGAGAUUAAGAAUGGUUGUGUUAUGGUCACUGCUCAUGCAGUAUUAGGAAAGAAGUUGUUCUGCAUAGAGUGGAAGAACCAACGGAAGCUAGCUAUAUUCAGUCCAGAGGACAAUUCAUGGAAAAUGGUACCAGUUCCAUUGACAGGAAGCUCAAGUAUUGGUUUUCGAUUUGGGAUACUAGAUGGUAAGUUGUUGCUAUUCCCUCUGGAAGCUGAAACUGCUUUUCAGACAUUGUUGUAUGAUCCAAAUGCAUCUCUGGGGUCAGAGUGGCAGACUUGUGACAUAAGGCCAUCUGGUUUGUGCUUAUGUUGUGUAACAAUCAAGGCAUGAAACCUUGUCUUGUCUGAAGACAGCAGUGAGUGUGAGUGUUCCUCACAUUAUACUAUUAUCUGAUUUUAACUAUGUUUUUGCUUGUUUGUGGCUGUUAGUUACUUGGCUCCUAGUGUUAUCAUGCAUGCCCUUUGUGUCUCAGGACUUUGAGGGAUUAAUUCCCUUGGUCUUGUAAUUAUCAACUUUGAGUAGUACUAUUUUUUUUUUUUUUUUGUUUAACUAGAGGUAUAUGAAGCUUUUUAUUCAACAUCCAAUUAGUCCUCUCUCAACGGAUCGACCCAUUUUGGAAUAAAAUAUUAUAUCUUUGGUUACGA
Molecule: messenger RNA, 2270 nt
Organism: Glycine soja
Lineage: Eukaryota; Viridiplantae; Streptophyta; Magnoliopsida; Fabales; Fabaceae
Product: F-box/kelch-repeat protein At1g67480-like
Exons: 4
Coding region: 799-1956 (385 amino acids)
Molecular function (GO): protein binding
Source: RefSeq, a predicted model, not a curated record